Chara braunii is the source of this 3593-nucleotide messenger RNA. The record is from the annotation of a GenBank genome assembly. Lineage: Eukaryota; Viridiplantae; Streptophyta; Charophyceae; Charales; Characeae.
ACGUGGGGGUGGUGGAGGGUAUUGGAGGCAGAAUCUUGAUCGAUGUGUGGCCUUUGUCGAUAAGGCAGAGGCUGACAAGGCAAAGGAGCGUGAGGAGAAGGAAAGGAGGAAAGAAAAAAGGAAGCGCAGAAGGAGAGGGAAGAGUUUGAGGCAAAGGUUGGCGAGAGGCUCGAGAACAAAUUGGCGUCGAUGUAUGGACCGGUACGACCGGGUGUUGGUAAAGAAGUCGCAGGUUCCAGCCUGGAGGCUGAUGAAUUGGUAGGGUUAAAACGGGAAAACGAGGAGUAUAGGCGGAAGCUGGAAAAGGAAGGUAGUGGCAAUGAGAGUCUGAUUGAUAGGUUGCUGAAGGAGAAUGAUGAGUUGAGGAAGCGGUCAUGUUUGACGCGUGAUAAUUUGGAGGAUAGCUUGGGGCAACUGAUGAAGGAAGUGCAGGAGCUACGGGAUGGGAGAAAUAACGAUAAGGAUCUGUUGGUAAGUUUGAAGUCUGAAAUUGGUCUUCUUCGGAAGGAGAAGCAGAUAUCGAUGGAGGAAACACAGCUGUGGAGGAACGAGGCCCUAAGGCCGGGCAACAAGCGGGGGACUAUAAGUAUUGGAACACCAGAUGUGAGCAUUCAGACUAGGCAGAGGGUGAUGGAAUCGCCCAAUCAGGACUUCAGUGAAGAGUUGCACCAGAUGAAGGAUAAGGAGUAUUGUGUAUUGAGGGAGGUGGAGGCUUUGAAGCAAAAAAGAGCUGAGGCAGAGGCUAGGAAGUUGGAGGUCGAAACUCGCAGGAGUGAAGCGGAGGUGGAGGUGGCUAGAUUGCGGGAGCAGGUUGAGAGGUUGACGACAGAAGCUGCAGAGGCACCAAUGGGAGGUACGGAUUUAAAAAACCGACUGGAGGCGGCGGCUGCAAGUGGGCGGAAGACAGUAAGAAGGGGUAGACCAAGGAUGACUCCAGGGAAAACGCCGAGAGCGGAGAAGGUGGCUACGGUUGAGAAUGACCGAUUUCUGUUUCUGCAGGAGGAACGAAAGAAGCUCCGGGCCCUGAAGAAGCAGGGUCUGGAAGCCAUAUGCAAGCAGGAAGGCAUAAAAUAUAAAACGGUUGACUCUACGGCUGAUGAGCUGGCAGAGAUGAGGGCGGAUGCUCGUUUCGGCAAACGAGAGGGUAGCACCUCGAAUUCGGUGGCGGAAGUGGAGGAAGGAGGGUUGGUUGAUCGUGCUGCUGGGGAGGAAGGAACGGCUAAGUUGACCGGUUAUCUGAAAGUGAUUCAGGAGGAGGGUGUCGAUUUGGUAAGAUGCAAAGGGCCGGUCGUGUAUGUAUGGAUGUCCCCAUGGGCUAAGCACAUGUAUGUGGGUGCUACUAGUAGAUCUCUGGACAUACGAUGGAGGGAGCAUCUCUUUCGGGUGAAUAAUGCACAGGUGGUGGCGUCGGGAAGAAGGAACCAGCGUCUUUACAGAUGGUUACAAAGGUGUGGGUCGCAGCAAUAUGUCGCUCUUCCUCUUAUUCGCUGUUUGGAGGGUGAUCUGUUUGAUUUGGAGAAGUUUGUUAUUUUGAUUUCGGCCUACCUCAAUAGUAGGGAUCGACCAAGGAGACACCGUCGGCGGCGAGCUGGUAAACGGGAGCGCCGUAGGAGGGCUCGUGUGGUUGAAGAUGUGUCGUUGAGCAGGGGAAACACGCAUCUGAACUUUGAAGCAUCAGAUGGUACUGCUUCGGUGAGCCUGCUCAAACUGCUCAAUGAUUGUAGGGGCAACGGGUUCUCGAGUAUGAGUGUGGUGUGUCGGGGGGGUCAUCUUUUGGUCAAUCAAUGGAAGCUUCUGAAGCGAUGUUACGGGUCAUCGGAGGUCAGCUCGCGGUUUGGGGUAGUGCAGCUACGUAGGGUGAGAGGAUGGCUGGCGGACGGGGUACAAAUUCAUUUUGUUAACAUUAUCUCUUUCUGUUCAUCUUUGGCGGUAUUUAAGCCACUGCUUGCUGGUCUAUUAAGCAAUCCUCCCUCGCGUAAGCAAUUGCUCUCCUGGGAAUUUGAGAGGUUGGUUUGGUUGUACAGUGCUGUGCAAGCGUUUUCUGAGAAACGUACUAGGUAUACUCUGAGGUGCUUACUCUCUGGUGUUAUUCGUCGAAGGUUUGAUUGCAAUGUGCGCAGUAGACUGGUGGUUAAGAUUGUGUUUGAUGAGUGUUUGAACAAAGCGGGGAUUCGAAAGUUGUGUGUUGCCAUGUUGGAGAAGUUGGAAAUCUCGGUUGGUUGGAAGUGGAUGUUGGUAAGAAGGAUGAGAGUGGUGUGGGGGAGGAAUCGAAGUGUUGGGGAUAUUCUGUACAAUGUUCGGGCGAUGUCAAGAGAGAAGGAUGUGGUCUGUUCUUGUGAUGAAAAGGAGGGUAUGUUUCCUCGACAGGACGGGCAUGUGUGCUUCAGGACAAGUGAGGCUGGAUUUGUUCCUGGAUGGCUGAAGAAUGCCAGAAAUAUCCCCAGGCCAUCGGCUGGUUGCUUGCGGCGUUCUCUCAAAACGCAGUUACUAUCGGCCUUUGAUCGAUUGGGAAUCGCUGGAUCAGGGUCUCGUAGGGAAUUGGGUGGCAUGAUGUCGGGGGAUCUGAUGAAGGAUUGUUUUAACAGAGUUGGUGAUGUGAAUGGGGGGGUUUGUAACACGGAUAAGGUUGAUCAGUGGAAGGAGCGAUUUGAGAGAUUGGUGCGAUGUCCAAUCGAUCAUAAUCCAGGGGAUUUGCUUGUGUGCUGCCCAAUGAUUUAUCGAAAAGGUAUUGAUGAGAUGUUUGUUAAGAACCCGGGCUUCGAGAUAUGUUUGCGGGAGGAGGAGGAAAUCAACAAAUCUAAUGGACUACGCUUUGAGGGGUUGGGUGUUGGCGCUCUGGGAAAGUGGAACAGGGAAGGCAAGUUGGGUAGCUGUUACACCAUUCCGAAGCACAAGGACAUUCGAAAAUGGCGACCGAUUUGUCCCACCUAUGAGGAGUGUGGGAAUAAGGCUAGCAAGAGGGUGGCGAGGGUGGUCAACCAGAUGCUUUGGGACAUGCCGGCAAGAAGUAACUUUAAUAUGCGUUCCACUGAGGAGCGGGUGCAGAGAAUUGCGGUCGCCAAUAAGGAUCUGAGAAGAAGUGAGAGUUUUGUCUCGGCGGCUUUUGAUAUUAAAGAAAUGUUCUGCAACUUACCUCACAAAGCGGUGAUGGAGGCGGUACGAUGGAUUGUUGACUUUUGGUUGGCACGGGGUGGACUGGGGAUUUUGCUUCAAGAAAGAGGGAAAGGGGCGAAGGUGAGAAUGGGGGAUGGACAGAUUGGGUGGACGAAAAUUGGUUUCGAUGAGAUUAUUCGUUUUGUUGAAUUUGACCUGAGUUGUACGUAUGUGGUGGCAUGCAGUGUGAUCUUGCAACAACGAGUUGGGAUCCCGAUGGGCAAAGCCUUGAGCCCAGCCCUUGCAUGUUUGCUAUGUGCAUUUGCGGAGUUCACGUUCUUGAAUUCGCUGGGCACAAGGAGGUCAAUCACGUAUGGCACACGAACUGUUGAUGAUGUAUCUAUCUUUGUACGAUAUAAGUUGGGUGAAGACGAAGGAGGGCGGAGGAGGUGAUUGAGAAGUUUAGGGAAUGUUAUCAUGAGAAGCUCACCUUGCAACGU